ACAGUCUGAUUAUUUCCUGUUCGCUUGCCCUUCAUACUCUCCCGUUCCCAGGCUGAACCUCGCUUAACUGCUGUGUAGGUGUGCAGACAGGACUGACCGCCGCAUCUUCUUGACAUCAUGGGUCUCACAAGUGAUUCAAACUACAAGAAACUGGAAAAAUGGUACAGAUCCAACGCUGGCAACCUUAACAUGAGGCAGAUGUUUGACGCCGACAAGGAACGAUUCGGCAAGUUCAGCACAACGCUUAACACCGACGAUGGAGACAUCCUGAUCGAUUACUCAAAGAAUAUCAUCAAUGAGGAGGUCAUGAAGAUGUUGAUUGACAUGGCAAAGUCGAGGGGAGUGGAGACUGCCAGGGAGAAGAUGUUCAGUGGCGAGAAGAUCAACUUCACAGAGGGCCGCGCUGUUCUCCACACAGCUCUGCGGAACCGGUCCAACACCCCCAUCCACGUCGGCGGGGCAGACGUAAUGCCCGAGGUUAACCGGGUGCUGGAGAAGAUGAAGCAGUUCUGUCACAAAGUACGCAGUGGUGAGUGGAAGGGCUUCACUGGACAAGCCAUCACAGACGUUGUUAAUGUGGGCAUUGGAGGAUCUGAUCUAGGCCCACUGAUGGUGACUGAAGCACUGAAGCCCUACUCCAAGGGAGGGCCCCGUGUCUGGUUCGUGUCCAACAUCGAUGGGACGCACAUGGCCAAGACCCUGGCGGACCUCAACCCUGAGAACACGCUUUUUAUCGUUGCGUCUAAGACAUUCACCACCCAGGAGACAAUCACCAAUGCUGAGACUGCCAAGGAGUGGCUCCUGCAGAACUUUCAAGAUAAAUCCUCAGUGGCCAAACACUUUGUGGCUCUCUCAACUAAUGCUGCAAAAGUGAGGGACUUCGGGAUUGACACCGAGAACAUGUUUGAGUUCUGGGAUUGGGUUGGUGGUCGGUAUUCCCUGUGGUCUGCUAUUGGACUGUCCAUCGCAUUGCACAUUGGAUUUGACAACUUUGAGCAGCUGCUCAGUGGAGCCCACUGGAUGGAUAACCACUUCCGCAGCACUCCCCUGGAGUCCAACGUGCCCGUGAUCCUGGCCGUUCUGGGAGUCUGGUACAUCAACUUCUUCCAGGCCGAGACCCACGCCAUGCUGCCCUAUGACCAGUACAUGCACCGCUUCGCUGCGUACUUCCAGCAGGGGGAUAUGGAGUCCAAUGGCAAGUACAUCACCAGUCAGGGCUCACGUGUGAACUACCACACCGGGCCUAUCGUGUGGGGAGAGCCUGGGACCAACGGACAGCACGCCUUCUACCAGCUCAUUCACCAAGGCACGCGUAUGAUUCCUGCUGACUUCCUCAUCCCUGCCCAAACCCAGCACCCACUCAGAGAGAACCUGCACCACAAGAUCCUGAUCGCCAACUUCCUGGCCCAGACCGAGGCCCUGAUGCGGGGGAAGACCUCCGAGGAGGCCCGCAAGGAGCUGGAGGCCAGCGGGCUGAGCGGGGAGGCGCUGGAGAAGCUGCUGCCACACAAAGUAUUCCAAGGAAACAAACCAACCAAUUCCAUUGUGUUCAAGAAGUUGUCCCCCUUCACUCUUGGAGCUCUUGUUGCCAUGUAUGAGCACAAGAUCUUCGUGCAGGGCGUGAUGUGGGAGAUCAACAGUUACGACCAGUGGGGAGUGGAGCUGGGGAAACAGCUGGCCAAGAAGAUUGAGCCAGAGCUUCAGGACGACAGUGCAGUGAACACUCACGAUUCCUCCACCAACGGGCUCAUCAACUUCAUCAAGAAAAACUACGCUUGAGCCCCACUGCCCCAUGGGAAAUCACCAGAGCGAGGACCUGACACCAUAGCCACUUAGCCCUAUGAGAAGCAGAGCACUUUACACGUGUAAUCCCCUGUUUGUGUAACUAAUGUGUUGUGAAUCGUGAGACUUGACUGUACUUGUUAGUCUGUUAACUAAUAAGCGAAUUGCCAGGCGUAACUUGAUUAAGUGUGCAGAUGUUAUGCCACACCUACCCCAUUCUUUACCUAGUGAAGAAAUAAAUGUCUGCUUGUCACUUUA
Messenger RNA from Conger conger (European conger), 2040 nucleotides. Its product is annotated as glucose-6-phosphate isomerase-like. The record is from RefSeq and is a predicted model, not a curated record. Gene Ontology annotation, molecular function: carbohydrate derivative binding; glucose-6-phosphate isomerase activity; monosaccharide binding. The coding region runs from base 118 to 1779 and encodes 553 amino acids. Gene Ontology annotation, cellular component: cytosol. Gene Ontology annotation, biological process: glucose 6-phosphate metabolic process; glycolytic process; gluconeogenesis. The transcript is spliced from 18 exons. NCBI's taxonomy places the organism in Eukaryota, Metazoa, Chordata, Actinopteri, Anguilliformes, Congridae.